AUGCCCAGAACCUCCCUCUGGACGCUAGACGUACUCCGACUCGCCAACCAGAAGACCCAAGGCAAGACGAGCUCGAACGCGUACACUCGAGCGUGUCAAGACCUCAACGUUUCAGGCUACGUCGUGCGCCCGUUCUGGCGCGAUCUUCCGUACACCGACAUCCAUUCGUGCAUAACCCCUGACGUACUACAUCAAUUGUACCAGGGUGUUUUUAAGCACAUCGUCGAAUGGUGCACUCAACUUGUCGACGAGCACGAGCUCGACAGGCGCAUCCGCUGCCUUCCGCCUGCGUUCGGUACCCGCCACUUCAAGAACGGGAUUUCCUCCCUAUCCCAGGUCUCCGGGACCGAGCGUAAGCACAUGGCGCGCAUUCUGCUUGCCUGCCUGGUCGGCAAGAUACCGAAGAAGGCCAUCCUGGCCUUCAGGUCGAUUUUGGACUUCAUCUACAUAGCGCAAUACACCACUCACGACGACACUACGCUCCAAUACAUGGAGGACGCACUCAAGGUUUUCCAUCGCAACAAACAAAUCCUCGUAGAUCUCGGAGUGCGCGACCAUCUGAAUAUUCCUAAAUUCCACUCAUUACUUCAUUACGUUGACGCUAUCCGACUCUUAGGCACUACCGACAACUACAACACGGAGGCGUUUGAACGCCUCCACAUCGACUAUGCGAAGAACGGCUGGCGAGCGUCGAACCAUCGCAACGCGCGUCCGCAGAUGGUUCGUUGGCUGGCACGACAGGAGAAGAUGGCUCUCUCAUCCAUUGUCGACAAACACCGCGCCCCAGGCUUCGUUGAUGCAGUCGCACAAUACAUCUACAAGCUCAAGGACGGUCGACCUCUCACUUCCUCACUGCUUAAAACAGCUGUCGACCACAUGCCGUUCCAACGUCUUGACGUAUUCCACGGCUUCAAGUUUACCCCCGAAUCCUUGACCGAUGACACCCAAGAAACCGACGCCGUGAAGGCGAAGCCCGCCAAAGCUGGACAAGCCGCACGUUUCGAUACCGUGGUUGUGCUGCAGGGGGAGGACGCGGAAGCUACUGGCAUGCAAGGCACACGUAUUGGACGUGUCAAAGUUAUAUUCAAACUUCCUCAAAACAUCAGAGAUCCCCGUACCCUCCGACCUCUGCAAGCGCCGCCCAAUUGGGCUAGCCAAGGGGCUCUAGCAUACGUAGAAUGGUACUCCAAUCUACCUACACAAGCCGAUCCGAUACACAUGAUGUACCCGGUUCAUAAACCGCCCCUUCGUGCGAAUGGCAACCCCGUCGGUGAGGUUAUUCCAUUGUCAAUUAUCCGACAAUCCUGUCAACUUGUUCCACGUCCCCCUGGGUCUACACGCACCGAUAACUUAGUAGUACCUGAUGACUGGGACACGCAUACUGUACUAGAUAAAGCUACUAAGUUUUGGCUUAAUAACUGGGCAUCUAAGUAUGCGUAUCAGACACUGUGGUAG
This is a messenger RNA of Fomitopsis serialis, 1455 nucleotides long. RefSeq lists its product as uncharacterized. NCBI's taxonomy places the organism in Eukaryota, Fungi, Basidiomycota, Agaricomycetes, Polyporales, Fomitopsidaceae. The transcript has 3 exons. The record is from RefSeq and is a predicted model, not a curated record. The coding region runs from base 1 to 1455 and encodes 484 amino acids.